Molecule: messenger RNA, 1917 nt
Organism: Chaetomium strumarium
Lineage: Eukaryota; Fungi; Ascomycota; Sordariomycetes; Sordariales; Chaetomiaceae
Product: kinase-like domain-containing protein
Exons: 2
Coding region: 250-1728 (492 amino acids)
Biological process (GO): mitotic DNA damage checkpoint signaling; protein phosphorylation
Cellular component (GO): nucleus
Molecular function (GO): protein serine/threonine kinase activity; ATP binding
Source: RefSeq, a predicted model, not a curated record
CUGUGCACUGCCCCUCCAAACAAGCACUCGACCCGUCUGAUCUCCAAGACUUGCUGCAGGCAUUCCGCAAGAAAGACGUCCCCAGGAUACCUCCUGUCGUCAAGCUAAUCCGCUAGGAGCCCAGACGAAGCGUGGUUGCCUCAGGAAGACCUCAUGCGCCCUCAAUAACACGCAAUUGAGCCGAGUGCAGCCCGCAUUCUCCCUUUCUCUCUCGGUCUCGCUCUGUGUUCCCUUAAGCAGGUGCCCAGAAUGGCGAUGGUAAUGGGUGCACGUCGGCGUCGCGCGGAUUCCUUCCAGACGGAGUCGUUCCGAAUACACGAAGAUGCUCCCUCCACUGAGGAUACCGAGAUGAACGAGAGCGCGCUGCGGGACGAUGACGAAGUGGAGCAAGAUGGCGAGCCCGCAGACGAUGAUGGCGAGGAGUCCCGGUCCUCGGGGAGCUCAGAAGAGGAAUUCACAGACGACAGCCAUAUUCAGCAGGACAUGGAGAGGUUGCAGAAUUGCUUCGAGGGUUUCCGGAACAAAUACCGGUUGAUUAAACGCAUAGGCGAAGGCACGUUCUCUACCGUCUACAAAGCCGAAGAUUUGCUAUAUGAUAGGUACGACAACUCGUGGGAUCUGGAAAAGGAGACAGAAAAAUGGACGCCACCCCCAUUAAAGAGCUUCGCAAGCGAAUCCAGUACAUCACUCGACUACCCGUCCCAAUCACACCGUCGCCGCAAACCCAAAUACGUCGCUAUCAAGAAAAUCUACGUGACUUCCUCUCCAAGCCGUAUCUUCAACGAGCUGGAUCUUCUGCAUGACCUGCGAGGUUGCGACUCGGUAUGCCCUUUGAUCACAGCGUUUCGCUGGACCGACCAGGUCAUUGCCAUCCUUCCUUACUUUCGCCAUUCGGACUUCCGCGACUACUUUCGCAAGAUGACGGUCCUUGACAUCGCCAUCUAUCUGCGGUCACUUUUCACGGCGCUCGCGAGCGUGCACUCGCACAACAUCAUCCACCGCGACAUCAAACCGACCAAUUUCCUCUAUGACCCUACCUCGCGCCGAGGCGUCCUAGUCGACUUUGGUCUGGCGGAGCGCGAGGGCUACGACACCAAGCCAUGCGUGUGCCAUGAGGAACCGGCAGCGCGGAAAAGGAAGCUCCGGCCGCUGAUCACCGGACCGAAAGGCGGGAUGCCGCGGGAGGACACGCGCCCAUCGCGCAGGGCGAACCGCGCCGGCACGCGAGGUUUCCGUGCGCCCGAGGUCCUGUUCAAGUGCACCGAGCAGACGACCAAGAUUGACAUCUGGAGCGCCGGCGUCAUCCUCUUAACCAUCCUGUCGCGGCGGUUCCCCUUCUUCAACUCGGCAGACGACGUCGAGGCCAUGAUCGAGAUCGCUACAAUUUUCGGGCGGGACCGGAUGCAGAUGGCCGCCGUGCUGCACGGCUGCAUGCUGGAGACUACAAUCCCGACCAUUCCCCGGUCCGGGUUCACUUUCGAGGGGAUUAUCGCGUGGAGCACUGACCGGAGCGGAAAGGGACAGAAACUCCCUGAUGACGAGAAACUGGCUAUCGAGUUCCUCUCAAGGUGCAUGGAGUUAGAUCCGAGCAAGCGGCUCAGCGCCGAGCAGGCACUAGAGCACGAGUUCCUGCGCAUGGGGCUGGACGAAUCCGUCGAGGGGUCCAGCGACCCGGGUUAUGACGACGAGGAUGAGAUUAACAUUCUCAAAGUAGAACCGGAAAAUUAAUGGAGUGGUAUUAGGAGAAGAUCAAGUCUAUGGUAUUACAUGUUUGCUAUAGAAGCGGAGUCCGGCGCAGGUAAUCAUGAAUGGUAAUCGUUGUAAUCCGUAUUAGAGCCUCACGUGACCGUCUCGGUCUCGACCUAUGUCCUAGUCUUGUCUCCAACCAUCUGAAUAUGUAGAAAUCAUUUCUCAAAA